Corticium candelabrum is the source of this 1527-nucleotide messenger RNA. RefSeq lists its product as uncharacterized. The record is from RefSeq and is a predicted model, not a curated record. The transcript has a single exon. Bases 24 to 1082 code for a protein of 352 amino acids. NCBI's taxonomy places the organism in Eukaryota, Metazoa, Porifera, Homoscleromorpha, Homosclerophorida, Plakinidae.
CCGUUCGCAAUGGUGGGUUUGGGAUGACAUCAAUAGAAACAACGUGUCAUAUUGCAUUUGUAUCCAGCUGGGCUCACUCUUUAAGUCGUCUUCCUCAUUUGUUUGGAGAUCUCACUAGUCCAAUCAAGAACAUCUCUUGUCCAAUUCCAAGUUGUACUUCUGUUGGAUCCAUUAGUCAUCAGCUUCAUCUCGCUCUACCUGAAGACAAAUCUCUAGCUGAUCUGAUGUGUAACACUAAAAAGUUACAACAAAAAUUGAACUUGCAAAGAACUGACAACAUUGUAUCUUCUAUUCUUGCAAACCCUCAAUCUAAGCGUUCUUCUGCAAGAUUUAGGUCUCUUCAGGGAACAGGAGCAGGUGCGUGGCUUGACUCAAUACCACAAUCAGCGAAGUUUGCAUUAAAGCCUGGCGAGUUUCGUCUUGCAACACGCUUGAGACUGGGUUGUGAAAUGCCCUUGGGAUCUGUUGUGUCAACCUGUGAAUGCGGAAAAGAUGUUGACAGAGAUGGCUAUCACCUUCUAACAUGCAAGAGCGGGGGCGGACCUGUCUGGACUCACGAAACACUGUCCAGUGUAUGGAGCAGCUGCCUACAACAACUUAAAAUGACACACCAAAGGGAACCAAGGAAUUGCUACAUUAAUAGUAAUGAUAGACCUGAUAUCAUUGCAUUUGAUGCACAAUCUGGUUGCGAUAUCGAAUUGGACAUUUCUGUGGCUCACCCAUGGGCACAACAGAUUCUUUCUCAAGCAGCUUUGGAAGAUGGUGCAGCUGCAUCCAAAAGAGAGCUUGAAAAGGCACAGAAAUAUGGUGGUGAGUGGAACAUGUGGGGUCGCACCUCUAACUGCAUUGCCUUGGUUUUCGAACAUUUUGGAAGAUGGGGACAAGAUGCUGUUGACUUUCUCAAUCGCUUGUCACACCAGUCAACAGAUGAAGAUGGAAGAUCAAAUGGCAGAGAGUUCAAGACGUACUGGCGUCGCUGUUUAUCAAUAGCUUUACAAAGAUGCAAUGCUAAUGUUUUAUGUAAAAAAUUAGGAAGAGUAGUACGAUCAAAGGACUCAACUGAACCGUGUUUUGCUAAUUAGAUAGAUUGAUAAAGUAGCCCAUUAUGGGCUCUUAGACUUUGUGAUUUUAGUUCUAAUUGUCUUAGACUGUAAUAGCGAUGAUGUGUGAAAAUAUAUGUAUUGACAGACAGACAGACAGACAGACAGACAGACAGACAGACAGAUUCAUUUAUUAUCAUCAAAACUCUACGUAUGUACAGGAAACUUUCAAAUAUCUACCAGUCCUUCAUAACUAAGCAAAUUAUAACACAUUAAUGGACUUGGCCUACAACAUUGCAGUCAAACAUUAUGCCACUGUCAUUUGUACUGCAUGAAAAUCUCGACAGCUUCCUCGAAAUCACUCUGGCGUUGCAUCUCUGAAGAAUGAUGGAAAAUUGCUUUCUCCAGAAUGCCUUAAAACGUUGAGCAUUGACAGACAGACAGACAGACAGACAGACAGACAGACAGACAGACAGACAGACAGACA